This is a messenger RNA of Cotesia glomerata, 757 nucleotides long. RefSeq lists its product as uncharacterized. Gene Ontology annotation, molecular function: DNA binding. The coding region runs from base 55 to 639 and encodes 194 amino acids. Gene Ontology annotation, cellular component: nucleosome. NCBI's taxonomy places the organism in Eukaryota, Metazoa, Arthropoda, Insecta, Hymenoptera, Braconidae. The record is from RefSeq and is a predicted model, not a curated record. The transcript has 2 exons. Gene Ontology annotation, biological process: nucleosome assembly.
UUUAAGACAAAGUAUGGGUUUAUGAUUGAUAAAAAUAAUUAUUGAAGACUAAUAAUGGCCAAUAAAACAGCAAAAUUUGAAAAAUUAGUAGUGGGCGCGCUGAAAAAGUUGCAAGAUCUCCAAGGAUCCUCGCCAAAAGAAAUAACAGACUAUUUAUCACAAGAGUAUGACGUACCGUCUAAAGAAAUAAGAAAACAAGUGCGUUUAGCACUUCGCCGUGGUGUUUCUUAUGGAAUAUUACAACGGAAUGCCGGAGGCACAUAUACUUGCAACAGAGAGUUUAUAAAAGACCCAACCGAUCCUGAAGUGACAGAACCCUGUUCUUGGAUGAAAUUCGGGGGUAAAUCAAAAUCGAGGAAGAAUAAAGGCGGCCGCAGGAGCCGAAAAAAAUCCAGAUCUAAGCGCCGGCGCUCAAAAAAAUCAAAAUCCAAAAAACGCGGCAAAAGAGGAAGAAGAGGAAGGGGAAGCAGGAAAAGUAUGAAAGCUCGUAGAGGCAAAAAGACCAAAAGAGGCAAGAAGAAGAAGGAUGAAGAUUGCUUGGUUUACCUGAGGAUUGAUAAAAGUAAAAUAGCUAAGAAGAAAAGUAAGUCGAGAAAACGGAGCCAAAGUCGCAAGGGUAAAUCUCCUAGUUGUGGAUAAUUUUUUGAAUAUUUUAUACGGCCCUGCGUGGCCUUGCUGCCUAAUCAUAGUCUUAAUAAUGCGUUUUGUACUCGCGUUAUUUUUAUAUGAAUAUACACAGAAUAUUUUUACAAAAAGA